Mangifera indica (mango) is the source of this 1592-nucleotide messenger RNA. RefSeq names its product PHD finger protein ALFIN-LIKE 4-like. Gene Ontology annotation, biological process: regulation of DNA-templated transcription. The transcript is spliced from 7 exons. Gene Ontology annotation, cellular component: nucleus. The coding region runs from base 418 to 1179 and encodes 253 amino acids. The record is from RefSeq and is a predicted model, not a curated record. Gene Ontology annotation, molecular function: transcription coregulator activity; histone binding; transcription cis-regulatory region binding. NCBI's taxonomy places the organism in Eukaryota, Viridiplantae, Streptophyta, Magnoliopsida, Sapindales, Anacardiaceae.
AAAAAAAAAACUCUGGAGCUAAAUCCCAGCCCAGCUCAAAGAUUCAACGCGUCAAAAAGCUUAAAAAACCCAGACACGUGUACGGAAGGUACCCGAUCUGACCUAUCACAGAUUUGUAAUUGUAUCAAUUUACAAUUUUCUGGUCUAAACGCCGGAACCCUCCCAGUCUCCAAAACCCAGUUGAGAGGCGGAUUCAAAUCCGUUGCAGGUGGUUCUAACUACGUAGCUGAGAAUCAAAACCGAAGGAUGGAUGCCACGUGGAUAUCAGGGUCUUUAUCAUCCACGUCAGAUAAAACAGCUUCUCUCUUGCAUACUGAACUGAUUGACUAUAUACAUAUUUUUUGAAAAAAAAUAUUUAUUAAUUAAAAGGAAAAAUACCAACCAAUCUCUCCGUCCGUGUGCUGUGCUGCUACUGAAAUGGAGAUGGACGGAACACAGUACAAUCCGAGAACAGUGGAGGAGAUCUUCAGAGAUUUUAAGGGCCGUAGAGCCGGCAUGAUUAAGGCUCUAACCUCUGAUGUUGAAGAAUUCUACCAGCAGUGCGAUCCUGAGAAGGAGAAUCUUUGCCUUUAUGGAUACCCAAAUGAACAAUGGGAAGUCAAUUUACCUGCUGAAGAAGUGCCUCCUGAGCUCCCAGAGCCUGCAUUAGGUAUUAACUUUGCCAGAGAUGGGAUGCAGGAAAAGGACUGGUUGUCUCUGGUUGCUGUUCACAGUGAUGCAUGGCUACUUGCUGUGGCGUUCUAUUUUGGUGCCAGAUUUGGUUUUGAUAAAGCUGACAGGAAACGUCUCUUCGCUAUGAUAAAUGAUCUUCCAACAAUUUUUGAGGUUGUGACUGGAAGUGCAAAGAAACAGGCAAAGGAAAAGUCAGCAGUUUCAAAUCACAGCGGUAACAAAUCCAAGUCAACCUCAAAAGGGCGUUCUUCUGAAUCUGGCAAAUUGUCAAAGAGUGUACAGCCAAAGGAGGAUGAUGAGGGAUUGGAUGAGGAGGAUGAGGAAGAGCAUGGAGAUACCUUAUGUGGGGCAUGUGGAGAGAACUAUGCAGCAGAUGAGUUCUGGAUUUGUUGUGACAUAUGUGAGAAGUGGUUCCAUGGAAAAUGUGUGAAAAUCACUCCAGCCAGGGCUGAGCACAUCAAGCAGUACAAGUGUCCUUCCUGCAGCAACAAGAGAGCUCGGCCUUGAUACAAGAGAUGAUUGAGGCAGAGGCAAUGAUGAAUGUGAAGGCAGGCAGGAGUUGUGUUAUAUGGAGUGGAGGAAAGGACCCUAGUGCGAUGGCUUGCUUGCUUUUUUAUAGCAAAGCAUUAUUGCUUGCUUUCCUUUAGAGUGGAGUGGUGGGGGAGAGAAAAGAUAUAGCAAUCAUGUGACAAGGACUGGUUGGGAAUUCAUGGGGAUAUCUACAUGCAUAAUUUGCCCCACUAUGUCUGUAGUGCCGUAGUGGUCACCUGCUUUUAUUGUUGAAAAAGGUAGAAAAUUCAAUUCCUUAUUUGGUACUGGUUCCAGGGGGUGACGUGCCUGAAAAUAUUAUGGCGUUUGGUGUGAAAAUGUUUUAUUAUUUUGAGAAUCAGUAGAAAUAAAUUAUUAUUAUAUUUAAUAAA